UGGAACGAGCGAUAUAUUGUUGUAUUUAUUGUUUUGGAAGGCACAGAGGCUUUUGGCAAGGUGUUGGCUUUGUUCGUUAGAAACCUUGGGAGGACUCAUGUUCAAUGAGAGAUGAGACGGGAAUUUAGCGUUCGGGUUGAUGAAGUUGAAAAAUAUAAUGGAAUUGACAAGACCCAAUUAUGCUGUUGUUUAUGUCAUUCUCCUUUGUGCGUUGGCCCAAGGGGGCUCAGAGGGAAAAGGUGGAAAGGAAGAUGGAUUUUCUAGAGAUGGUGGUGGGGCAUCAUUCAUUUAUGUUCAUAGAUUAAAGGUAGAAAAUGAGGGUAAACACUGCAGGAAACAGUUGGUAGACAGGAACAUUGACUUGCAUCCCCCGGAAGGGAGUGGUGACAUAAAGAGUAUUAAAAGUAACAUAAACAGAGAAACUAGUUCUCUACCACUUUAUAUAAAAAGAAAAACUUUAGAUAGUAAAAGAACUAGUACUAGUCCUGUUUCAGAAAAGGGUAGCUCUAGAUAUUUGUCAACAGAGCAUUCUGGAUCAACCUUGGGUGUGGAUAGAGGCCAUGGAAGAAACUUGCUUGCUGAUUCACCAAACAAAAAAACGGCACCAAGUCCUUCUCCUACACCAGCCAGAUCUCCAUUAUCACCAAGUGAAGCUCCAACACCAGCCAGUUCUCCAUUAUCACCAAGUCGUGCACCAAAACCAGCCACUUCUCCACCACCACCUGCAACUCCCAAAAAAAAAAAUGUACCACUCCCUCCAGAUAAGUCAUUUUCACCUCCAGCCCCUGUAGCUCGUUCUCCUCCCAAAAAUUCUAAACCUACAGGAAAGACUCCUCCUUCAAAAUCUAGCGGUGAUGACAAAAAGAAUCAAACAAUUAUUUUAGCUACUACUUUAUCAGGUGUUGUAAUAUUGAUAGGCUUGUUCCUCUGCUAUCGUGAGGCCAAAAGAAAGAAAAGGGAAAGCGACGACAGUCCUUUGCUCGUAUUAACCUCGGAUGAUUAUACUGGCGGUUCAAGAAAGGUUGUUCAAUUAGGAAAUUCUAGAAGGGAUGAAUAUGACAUUGGCGAUGGAAAGAACCCUUCUAAUGUUAGAAAUUUGCCCAGUAGGAAGGGUAUAGAUAUCAACGUCUCAAUGGUUGACAUACCAUCAUCAUCAUCAUCAGAAGGUGUAAAAAAACUAACAGUAUCUGCUAGUGUAGAGUCUGCCCCUCCUUCUCCUCCUCCCCCACCUCCUCCUUCUUCUUCUCCUCUUCCUCUUUCUUCUUCUCUUCCUCCUCCUUCUUCUCCUUCUUCUUCCUCCUCUUUUGCUCCUCCUCCUCCUCCUCCUCCUGGCCGUACUGCUGGACCACCACCACCACCUCCUCCGAGACAGCCUCCUAACGCUCCUCGUACACCGCCGCCUCCAAAAGGUGCUCAUGCUCCGCCAGCUCCUCCCAAACCAGUUGGAGGUGCGAAUCAUGGACCACUACUUCCUAAAGAUGGAAGUCCAAAUGAGGGUGAUACUCAAGCUCCAAAACCAAAACUAAAGCCAUUUUUUUGGGAUAAGGUUAAUGCAAAGCCCGGCCAAACAAUGGUGUGGCAUGAAAUCAGUUCAGGAUCAUUCGUGUUUAAUGAGGAAAUGAUGGAGUCUUUAUUUGGCUGCACCAACCAGAACAAGAAUGAUCGCAGAAGAGAUUCAUCCUUAGAAAAUUCAGUGCAAUAUAUUAAGCUUAUUGAUCCUAGGAAAGCACAGAACUUAUCAAUUCUUUUGCGAGCUCUUAAUGUCACUACAGAAGAAGUUGUCGAUGCUCUUGUAGAAGGCAAUGAGAUUCCGAUUGAGCUGAUCCAGACGUUGUUGAAGAUGGCACCUACACAAGACGAGGAACUGAAGCUAAGGCUAUUCACAGGACAGCUGCAUGAACUGGGCCCAGCAGAGAGGUUUCUCAAAGUGUUGGUUGAGAUUCCUUUCGCUUUCAAACGCCUUGAAUGUCUGAUGUUCAUGCAUAACCUUCAAGAAGAUUUCUCAAGCAUUAAGGACUCCUUUGCCACAUUAGAGGUGGCUUGCGAGGACUUGAGAAAAAGCAGGCUAUUCCUGAAGCUCCUAGAAGCAGUUCUGAAAACCGGCAACCGUAUGAAUGACGGAACCUAUCGCGGCGGCGCGCAAGCAUUCAGGCUCGACACCCUCCUCAAACUCUCCGACGUCAAGGGAACGGACGGCAAGACCACACUCCUGCACUUCGUCGUGGAGGAGAUCAUCAGGUCCGAGGGAAUCCGCGCGGCGCGCAACGAAAGAGCCAGCCGGAGCAUCUCUAGCGUCCACACCAGCGACGAAUCCGACGAGGGCGAGGAGUCCGAGGACCGCUACCGCAGAGUGGGCCUCCAGGUGGUGUCGAGCCUGGGUGUGGAACUCGCGGCCGUGAAGAAGGCGGCGCUGAUAGACGGCGACGCGCUGACCUCGGGGGUGUCGAAGCUGGGACACUCGUUGGUGAAGACGCAGAAUUUUCUUGACACGGACAUGAAAAACAUCGUGGAAGAGACCGAGUUCCAGGGCAGCAUGGAGCGGUUCAUGGUAAACGCGAGGCAGGAGGUGCUGUGGAUGGUGGAGGAGGAGAAGAGGAUAAUGGCGCUGGUUAAGAGCACUGCCGACUACUUUCACGGCAAUGCCGGGAAGGAUGAAGGUUUGCGUUUGUUCCUAAUCGUGCGCGAUUUCUUGAUCAUAUUGGACAAGGUUUGCAAACAAGUGAAGGACUCGACCAUGACGCCGGCGAAGCCUCCCACCAUCACUACUACCAAGAAGAAGCCUAAGCCUAAGACUCCUUCUCCUUCUCCUUCGGUUUCUUCCCCUACCGCGCGUAAUCAAGAUUCGCCGAAGCCAUCCUCUAAUCUCCACAGUAAGCUCUUCCCUGCCAUUGCUGAGAGGAGAAUGGACUACUCUAGCUCUGAUAGCUCCGAUGAUGACGACGACUAACUUCCACUUUCAUAUGGUCUAAACUCACAUCGAAUGGCACCGCUUGAAGGAUUUGUUGCUCUUUUGUGUUUGUAUAUUGUGGUGUUGUUUUGUAAAUUGAGCGGUGGAAAAGGGGAGGGGUGAUUUAGCUUUGUGGUUUGUGAAUAAUUUUGACUACAAAGCCUGUUGUUGUACUGCUUCAUCACAUGCACAGUUAAGGAAACAAAGCCCUGUUAAUAGAUUUCUUGUGCGAUGUAAAUUGCCUCAUCAGAUUAUCUGAAGGGACAUGUGUAUUGAUUAUCGUAGGAUUUCAGUGUAGACUCAAAUGCUUAGUACGGUCUUGUUCUUCAAAGUUGUAAAGUUUUUAAACCAAACAAGAUUACGGUAAUGAAGUUCUGGUGUGAAU
Messenger RNA from Vigna unguiculata (cowpea), 3332 nucleotides. RefSeq lists its product as uncharacterized. Gene Ontology annotation, biological process: actin nucleation; actin cytoskeleton organization. Gene Ontology annotation, molecular function: actin filament binding. The record is from RefSeq and is a predicted model, not a curated record. NCBI's taxonomy places the organism in Eukaryota, Viridiplantae, Streptophyta, Magnoliopsida, Fabales, Fabaceae.